This is a messenger RNA of Porites lobata, 9094 nucleotides long. The record is from the annotation of a GenBank genome assembly. Lineage: Eukaryota; Metazoa; Cnidaria; Anthozoa; Scleractinia; Poritidae.
AUGACAAAUGCUGCAAGGCUGAAAAAAACUGAACUUGCUACAUUUUACGUGUAUGUCGUGUUUUUGGCUUGUCUUCUACCCUUCCUUUGCGUCAGAACUGCUAUUCGAAUGCAUGGUGAGUCUGUCUUGCGGAUACAUCUGCUUCAUUAUUCAAUGACACUGGUGUUUCUAAAUUCAUCCCUCAAUCCUCUGAUCUAUUGCUGGAAGAUGAGAAACAUUCGGAAAGCUGUGAAGAGUGUACUUCGUAAUAUCUUUCAAAGUCAGUAAAGCUACAAAUCGAGCCUCUUGGACGAUGAAGUUGUACUUUCUCCCUCAGAAAAAAAAAUAGAAAUUUUAUAUCGCGUAUUAAAUAAAUAAAUAAAUAAAUAAAUAAAUAAAUAAAUAAAUCACGAUUUAGAGGGAGCACAUCCACGUAGUCCUUCGUCUACAAUAAUUCCUGGUCGAACUGGAGUUUGGAAAAGUGGAAAAUCGGAGUAUUUGGAGAAGAACAUCUCGAAGCAAAGGAGAGAACAACCAGAAACUCAACCUACAUGAAUGAUCGAUGUAGUGUUCAGAAACACCCAUAAAAACAUUACCGCGGCUGGAGUGUUCGAUCCUGGACGUAGUGAUCAUGACGCCCACGCACCAAGUAAAACUCGUGUAGUUGGAGGAUUUUAGUCCCUUGGAUGACUUCAAACAUUGCAGAUCAACAAGUAAUCCUAAAGCAACAAGAACAAUCGGCAUUGGAGCAUAUGAUAUCGUGAGGUUAGACCACGUUUAACUGAUUAACUGAAGGCUAACUGAAUCUGAUUACUACAGAUCAUAUUCAAGAAAGUCAAGAAAAUGACAAGCAAUUUUGAAGGGCGCUCAGAAUGUCUUAACGCUCAUCUAAGACCUGCAACAGUCUCAAGUAUGGAUACUGAUGGAGCUCUUGCCUCCGGUCUCCACCGACUCCACUAUUUCCGCUUUGAACUCUUUUCACGUAAGCAUCGUUAGAAACCUCGCCAAGGCUUCCUUGAUGUAUCACAAUCCGCUCAGCCUGAAGUAAGCCCUGACUUUUCUAAGCGUGAUUAUUCAUUGAACUGCUAUGUAGUAAUGGCUGAUCAUUAAUGCCUUAGUAAACUUAUGGUUUCAUAAACUUUGGAGAUAAGACUGAGGUGAACACACAAAAGCACUGGUCACUCGGUAAAUAAUUACGCAUCAUGCACUUCCGCAAAUAGGCGCCGGGGAAAUUGCGAGGUGUCGUCAGGCUGAAAAAUAAGGGGGGAGGAGUAAGAGCAAGUUCAAACUGAUAAAGAAUCAUAAUAACUUAAAAUGAGUGACAGAACAACAGCGUUAUGUUGUGAAGUAUUUUGAAAGUUAUUUUUAAGACGGAUCUAUCUUAUCUUUAGUUUAGUUUUUGUUUCAUUAAGUCUUGUUUUGUCCUCGUACUGUUUUCCUGUUUUGAUCUUUUGCUUUUACUUGUUCUUGAAUUUAUGCUUAAGUUCGCGAAUUUACUUAUUGCCAUAUUAGGAAUGUUAUUAGCUUGGCAUUGUCAGAUGUUAGUUUUUUACAGGUGGUCUUGUUUGUGGUGUUAGAGCUGAUUUUGGUUCUUUUGUACUUGCCAGUUGCGGCUGUGUUAGGCUAAUCUAUUCCCUUACAUUAGCAAACCUGUUGCCAUGUUAGCGAUGAGAUAUUCAAUUAUACUGAAGGUCUACCGGUCAGCUAACCCAAACAUGUCCAGCUUUGGAUAUAAAAACUGCUACUAUACUUAAACUAGUAAGUAGAGAAGAGUCGAAAUGUAGAAAAGAGUUAGAAGAGUAGGAAGAUUAAGAUUGUUAGCAGAAGUCAAAGAAGAAUAAAGGCCAAGAUGUAAGUCAGAUUCCUGGCACCUCAUCGUGUAGCGAGCGAGUUGCUCGAACACACCCCCACAGUUAACAACAGAGAAGUAAACAAAAAAUUAAGGAAAAAUCGCUAAUUUUUCACGAUUCUUAAACUGUAAAAGAGACAUUCCCCUCUUGCGUACAAACUGGUUUUCCUGUUAGCUGGUUGGAAUUACCUUGAACUAUAACGUUAUUAAGUUAAUAAAAGCAUAGUAAAAUGGCAUUGAAAAAAAUAGUUUCCAAGUUGAUUGUAGGGUUGUGGUUAAAGGCAUAAAUCACUUUUGCAACAUCAUUACUUAUCGAAUGAAUUGCCACGUCAUGAUGACUGGUUUCAUAAAGUUGGGACUAAAAGGGAUAUUUUAUAGAUUCUGAUCAUUUGCAAUUGAUUAAACUUUGACACAUAUGACAGCAAGAUUUGUCAAGUAACUACCUCCUGUGUCUUUGUUUUAAAACCUUAGCUAGUAAGUUUUUUUUUUUUUGGGGGGGAGGGGAACAAGUUCCUUCUUUCAACUCAAAAGAGUCGUCGUAGGUUGUAGUUACUCAAAACAUGUGCCUAUUUUUCGCUUGGGUCUAGCUAACAUGUAGGAUUGGUCUCAGACCUAAUAGUCCGCAUUUCCUCUAAACCAUCGCUGAACUCUUUCCUGUUUGACUGUGUAUUUACGAUUCAUUGAAUUCUACUUUGAUAUCGCGUCAGUAGUUUCAAAGACUACGAGUAGUUCCCAUUUUUCCUCAGGGAUAGUAGAGCGAGCGAAACGCGAGCGCGCGUUCAAAUCACCCCACACGAGAAAGGCGAGACGCAGCGGUGAGAGAGAAAAGUGCUCAUCGUUCGAUCAGUGUUCGAUCCUGGUCUUAGUAAUCAUGUGGCUCACGCACCAACUAAAACUCGUAUAGUUAGAGGAUUUUCAGUCCCCUGGAUGACAUCAACCAUCGCAUAUCAAAUCUGAAAGCUUGAUUAUAAUCUGAAGAAAGCUAAAAGCAACCAGAAUAGACGGCAUUGUCGCAUACAGCUAAAUCAAAAAAGGUUGCUUUGGUAAUUAGUAAUUGGUUAUUGGGCAUUGGCCUUAAGGAACAAUGCAAUGAUUUACUUGAGUGACCACCAAACAAUAACUUCCCAAUGCGCAAUUCUCAAUGCCCAAAGCAACCUUUAUCGAAUCAGCUAUAUAUCGUCACUAAGAGUUAGGAAACCGCGUUAGUCGUGCCAUUAAGAAGGCUAUAUCGUUACUAAUCAGAUUCAAGAAAGUCAAGAACUUGCAUUGACAAGCACUUUUGAGGGCGCUCAGAAAGGCUUUAAGCUCAUCAAGCCCUCUUAGAGUAUCGCAAGUAUUGAUACUGAUGCAGCUGUUGCCCGGUCUCCGCUGCUAGCGCUUUGAACUCCUUUUACGUAAGCAUCGUUAGAAAACUCGCUCAAGACCUCCCUAAUGUAUCACUAUCUGAUCAGCCUUUACUGUUCUUAGCGUGAUUAUUCAUCGAACUGCCACCAUGUAGUAAUGGCUGAUCAUUAAUGCUUUAGUUAACUUUGGUUUCAUAAACCUUUGAGUUAAGAAAGAGAACACUUAAAAGCAUUGGUAACUUGGUAAAUAAAUGGGGAUCAUGCACAUCCGCAAACAGGCGAGGAAAUUGUGAAGUGUUCUCAGGCUAAGAGGGUAGUGGUAACAGCGAGUUCAAACAGACGAAGAAUCAUAAUAACCUACAAUGCGUAACAGAACAACGGCGUUAACAACAAAGAAGGAAAUAAAAAAUUAAGGAAAAAUCGGUACUAUAUCACGAUUCUUAAACUAAAAGCCGAAGAUAUUCUCCUCUUUCCUACGAAUUGGUUUCCCUGUUGAAAGGAAAAGUAUGCUCUUAUUUAUUUACUACGCAUUAAUUUGCGCACAAUGAUAAACCUUCUUUAAUAUCAGUGGAGAAACUAGAGUUAAUAUGAAUUAGGUUUUGUUUAACUCUAAUGAAUUAAUUACCAAAAUUUAAACCCCAAAAUUAAAAAGUAUCAUGAUAAGUUUUUUCUUUUUAAAUACAAUUAAAGAAUAAUACGAACAUAUUUUCGGCCUAAAAUCGGCAGAAAAAAUAAGAAUAUUCAGCCUGGGCCGGGAAAACAGUAUUCUUGUAAAAAAGAAUGGGUGUGUUUUAAACCGAAGAAACUGAAGCAAAUACGACUUAAUCUUAUUAGCUGGUAUCUACACCAACUACAGCAACUACACCAACUACACUAACUAGAGCAACUACACCAACUACAGUUACUACACCAACUACAGUAACUACAGUUACUACAAGAACUACAAUAACUACAGCAACCACACUAACUACACCAACUACGUACGGUUACUACACCAACUUCAGCAACCGACAGCAGCAACUUCACCAACUACAUCAACUACACCACCUUUACGAGCUACAGCAACUACAGCAACUGUAGUGGGCUAAGUGGGCAUGGAAUGUCUCUACAGUCGUGACGGUUAUCAUGAACAUUAGCUGCCUUAAAGUUAAUAAAGGAUAGUGUAUUGUUUUUUGAAUACAUUUUCAUAGUUUCCAUGUUGAUUGUUGUUGUAUUCGAUUGCAGUUUAAGGCAUAAAUUGCUUUUGCAACACGCUUGCUCAUUGGAUUGUCACGUCAUGUAUAAACAGGUAUUUUGAUCAUUUGCAAUUGAUUAAAUUAAGUAACUAGGCUGCUGUGUCUUAAACCGCCUCACACUCUGCAGUUCAUGCUUGACCAUGUAGUUUAUCAAACAAUGUGUGCAUGGGUCCAGCAAAUACAGUACGUUGGAUUGGUUGCAUUUGCGACAUAAAAGGCCGAAUUCUCCUCAAGUCACCGCACAACUCUUUCUGUUUGACUGUAUAUUUGCGAUUCAUUGAAAACCAACUGCCGUUGCUAAUUUAAUAUUACGUCAGUAGUUUCAUAUAACUUUCUUCCUUUUUGACUGACGAACUUCAGCACUUACAAAGCUCGACCUAUCGCGUUUAGCUUAAAAGAAAAAUAUAUAUAAUUACUGUGUGAUUAUAACGCCAUAUUUAAAUUUUAAAUUCCGGGUUCAGACAUGCACAGUUUUAAUUUCAAGUAAGGUGUCUUUUUUUGCUAUUGUCGCGGAAGACUCAAAAGAACUCAGUUAAAAACCAAUUGCCAUCGGAGAAGGAAGAGAAUCUUUGGAAAAUAUUCAGUAAGUGUCGCAAAGAAUUAUUUCCGGCGUCAGCCUCGUUCAAAGAAAAAAGCACUUGCAGAGUUCCUCAAAAGUUCUACACAGCUGCUAAAACUUAAGACUGUAUAAAACGCUCCAUUCAAUAGCGGAAGCUGAAGGUCAGUCUCAUUCAAAACUGAUGAAACCUAGAAAGCAACGGAUUUCUUUGCAAAUUAUACUAGAAACUGAACAGUGAUCAGGGUCCCUUGUACAAAAUGGCAAGUGCUAAAGGCUUGCAUUUGACACUUGUUGUUAGCUGCGUCUUCAACGCUUUCUUGUGUUUCACUAGCAUCUUGUUGAACAUCAUAACAAUACAAGCGGUUAGAAAAACGUCGUCGUUGCCUAAGACUUUAAAAACGUUGCUUCUAAGCCUGGCUGUGUCUGAUCUGGGUGUAGGCUUACUUGUCCAACCACUGUACGUUGCAAUUCUUCUGAUGGAAAUAGACCAAAACACAAACAGCACCGCUUAUAAUUCAGUAGACAAAGCGUAUGUAAUCCAGAAAAAAAUAUUUGUCAUGGCUUCGCAUUUUGGUGUUUUUGCAUUAACUGUUGAUAGAUUCUUGGCAAUCCAUCUUCAUCUCAGAUACCAGGAACUUGUAACUCACAAACGUGUUGUUGCUGUCGUGAUCUCAGUCUGGGUGUUAAGUGCAUCAAUUUCCAUCCUACGUGCUUUGUUCAGUGAUCCUUUUAUUAUGCCAGCAGUCGUUAUAGUCGUUUGUGUCCUAGCUACAGGAUUGCUUUAUUGCAAGAUAUACGCAGCCGUGAGACACCAAACAAACCAGAUGCAAGCUCAAGUGCAACAAGUACAACAAGCGACACAGAAUGAAGAUAUGGCAAAUGCCGCAAGGCUGAAAAAAUCUUCACUGGCUACAUUCUACAUUUAUUUGGUGUACUUAGCUUGCUAUUUGCCAAUAGCUUGUGUUUCUCUUGCCAACAUCAAUAGUAAAACUGCCUUGUAUUUCACAUCGGUGACUCUUGUGUAUCUUAAUUCAUCCCUCAAUCCCUUGAUCUACUGCUGGAAGAUGAGACACAUUCGACAAACUGUUAUGAAUAUACUUCGAAAUAUUUUUACGAUUGGUCCGCAUUAAAGAAACGAUCUAACUCAGAAUAACUUGGCCUUUUUCCCCUCUGGUGAAGAUAAAAGCUUUUCAGCAAUACAGUUGGGAAAAUGACGCUUAAUAUAAAAGGGACCUGAAACCUCUUGUACUUUCUAUUUGAAAGGCAAAGGGAUAAACAUAUGAUCGAGUAUAAGUUCAUGAGAUUUUAGUUUACUUUGGAAUAAUUAACAGAUAACAGGAACUCUGAAAUACUACUAUAUAUCAAAGUCAGAAAGAGGGUAAAAAAGCUGAGUGGUCUAGGACGAAUGACGAAUGACUUGAUAAAUAGAGGGCCGAGUUUUCCAAAUUUGCGAUGAUCAGAAAGAUCUGUGUACAGGAAAGGGUCUUAAAUGUUGUUAACCAUGGUGCAUGCAAUAAAAAAGAAGACUAACUAAAGAGGAGAGAGAUCAGAAUUUUAUCAAUAAGUCUUUCAUACUGAAUGCACCAAGAGUGGCGAAAAGAUUUACCAAUAUAACAACAGCAACAACAACACAAUAAUAAUCAUAAUAAUAAUAACAAUAAUAAUAAUAAGAAGAACAACACAGCCUAUUUGUUGAGAAAGACGAAAACUAGUAGUUUAUACUGUUGAGAAUAUAUAUUACAAUACUUGUAAUUAAUUCAUAUCAAUAAAUUCAAGUGAAAAAGAACAAAUGUUUUGAAGAAUGGCAAAAAUAUACCAUUUAAUCAGGCUUUUUUUUUAAAUUUGUCGAACACAGAAAUUAAACUGUCUAAUAAGAUCAUUCCAUUCGAAAGUUUCAUCACUAAUUUAAGUUAGAAUUGCGUGCCUGCUGCCCGUCAGGAAAAAACCCUCAAUUAUUUUCGAGGGAAACCUGAACCCUCCCGAAAGCUUAAUAAUCAAAAUAAGGUCCAAAGUAACUAAGUGCACAAGCAUUUUGGGAUGUCUGGUAGAAGAUUUCUCCUCAGUAGAAACCUCACCUCUUUUCUGACAUAUCUUCUUGAUAAUUGCCAAUUUAUUCAAAGUGUAAACAACAAAGAUCAGUAGUUCUUAUGACUGCAAAACGUAUAAGGAGCGUCUUAAAUUUUAAGCAAGAGAAAAGACCUGAUAAACAGAACCUUAAGAAAACCAGCAGAGAGAAUCAAGCAGUGAUAAGGGAGGGUGGGAUGGGAUUUUGUUCAACGAAGAGAAGAAUAUGAAGUGCUAUUUUGCUGAGCUAGGCGCGAAAAUAUAGGCAUCAACUGUUCAUGUGAUAGCUUGCAUCUAAUUGGCUGAGCGAAACAAUUAGUGUGACUUGCAGGAAGUAACCCCUGAAAGGAAGUGAGCUGGUUCCAUUACUGGUAAAGGCAGGUUUAUGGUUAUCACAUUAACUUUUGUUUAUCCUGUUGUAUAAAUUAGCUGCAAAUAAAUAAAAAUACAAAAUUUUAAUCUUUCCACGAUUCUUAAACUUAAAUGUGUUUUUUCCCACACAUUGUUUUUCCUGUUCGGUGGUUACGAGCGCUCUUUCAUAAUCAUGAAAGUUCCCCCACAAUUUCUGUUUCAGGGGAGGGAGAGAGGAACAGUAUGCUCUUGUCAUUUAGCAACUUUUAACCGCAAAGAAAAACACAAUACAUACACACCUAAGUUUAUUUUUCUUGGUCCACAAUGUAAACUUCUGGGUCCACCUGAGUAAAUGUGACUUUGACACACAAGACAGCAUGAUUUGUUAACUAACUACCUAUUAACAUCCUAGCUGGUAAGUUUUUUUUAUGGAUAAUAAGUUUCUUCUAUCAACUCCUCAGACUCGUCGUAAAUCGUAGUUUAUCAAAAGAUGGGCCUAUGUUUUGCUUGGGUCCAGCAAAUACGUUGGACUGGUCUCCGACCUGAUAGUUGGCUUUUCCUCUAAACCAUUGUUGAACUCUUUCUUAGCGAUUCAUUGCAACCAGCUGCCGUUUCUACUUUAAUGUUGCGUCAGUUGUUUCAAUAUCUUCCUUUAUGACUGACGAACUCCAACACUUAGAAAGCUCGACCUAUCGUGUUUCGCUUAAAAUGAAAAUAUAUUCAAUACUUGUGUGAUGAGGACGUCAUAUUCAAAUUCUAAAUUCCGGGCUCUGUUAAGGCACAUUUUUAAUUUCAAACAAAUGAAUAUGUCGGAUGCUAUGAGCACAACUUGGGGAUAUGUUGAUAUUGUUGUCGCUGAAGACUCAACAGUCCUCACUUUGACGCUGUAAUCCAACUCUAUUGCCUUCGGAGGAAGAAUAGUGGAACACUUAGAACUCUUAGGACUGUUCACCGGGGGGUCAGUCUCGAGAAUCUCAGUCUCAACCAAAAACUGAGAAAACACUCAUAUAACCUUUCAAAAGUUCUCUACAAAAACAAAAACUCACUGCACUUAACGUUCUUUACAAUGGCGGAGGCUGAAGGUUUGUAUCCGACACUUGUCGCUAACUCCGUCUUAAAUGCUUUCUUGUCUUACACCGCCACCGUGUUGAACAUUAUAACAAUACAAGCACUCAAAAAAGCUUCGUCGCUGGCAAGGCCUUUAAAAACACUGCUCCUUAGUCUGGCUGCCUCGGAUCUUGGUGUUGGCUGUCUUGUUCAACCAAUUUAUAUUGCAGUACUUGUGACGCUCAUAACUGAACCAAACACUGGCAGUGGGUCUCAUGUUAUAUCCUCCUUAAUAAUAGCGUUCGUCGCCAUCUCUAAUUUAUUAGGCUCCGUUUCGUUCUUCGGUGUUUUCGCUUUAACCGUCGACAGAUUCUUGGCUAUUCAUCUUCAUCUCAGAUACCAGGCACUUGUCACUCACAAGCGUGUUGUUGCUGUGGUGGUAUUGAUAUGGGUGUUUAGUGCAGCUUAUUUCUUCCUGUUUUUCAUUUCGAUAAACGUUCGUGUCAUUUUUUCCGCAACUACUGGAGCUUUAAGUUUUGCAACUACAGGAUUGCUUUAUUGUAAGAUAUAUGCAGCCGUAAGACAACACAGAAAUCAAAUAAACGCCCUGCAAGUACAGCAAGUAGUGCAAAAUGGAGAUAUGGCAAACGCAACACGGCAGAGAUAA